This is a messenger RNA of Propithecus coquereli (Coquerel's sifaka), 2372 nucleotides long. RefSeq names its product 1-acylglycerol-3-phosphate O-acyltransferase 9 (gene GPAT3). The transcript is spliced from 11 exons. Gene Ontology annotation, biological process: triglyceride biosynthetic process. Gene Ontology annotation, molecular function: glycerol-3-phosphate O-acyltransferase activity. The record is from RefSeq and is a predicted model, not a curated record. NCBI's taxonomy places the organism in Eukaryota, Metazoa, Chordata, Mammalia, Primates, Indriidae. Gene Ontology annotation, cellular component: endoplasmic reticulum. Bases 153 to 1238 code for a protein of 361 amino acids.
CCCGUGCCCAAGUGCGGGGCUGCGGCGGGAUCCUCGCUCCGGGAGGGCCUCGAGGUGAGUGCCGGGCGGCGGCGCUGACUGCGCGGGACGACCUGCCCGGGGACGGGGACUGCGGUCGCGCUCGGACCCCACGGCGGCGCCCUUUCCGAGCCAUGGAGGGCGCAGAGCUGGCCGGGAAGAUCCUGUCCACCUGGCUGACGCUGGUUCUCGGCUUCAUCCUUCUGCCGUCGGCCUUCGGCGUGUCCCUGGGCAUCUCGGAGAUGUACAUGAAGAUCCUGGUGAAGACUUUAGAGUGGGCCACAAUACGAAUUGAAAAAGGAGCCCCAAAGGAGUCGGUUCUUAAAAACUCAGCUUCCCUCGGUAUUAUCCAAAGAGAUGAGUCACCCAUGGAAAAAGGGCUCUCUGGUCUGCGAGGAAGGGACUUUGAGCUGUCUGACGUGUUUUAUUUCUCCAAGAAGGGACUGGAAGCCAUCGUGGAAGAUGAGGUGACCCAGAGGUUUUCCUCAGAGGAGCUGGUGUCGUGGAAUCUCCUCACGAGAACCAAUGUAAAUUUCCACUACGUCAGUCCAAGGCUCACCCUGGUGUGGGUGCUGGGCGUCGUGGUGCGCUAUUGCGUGCUGCUGCCUCUGAGGGUGACUUUGGCUUUCAUCGGGAUCAGUUUGCUGGUUAUAGGAACUACACUGGUGGGGCAGCUGCCAGACAGCAGUUUCAGGCAGUACAGACCCCAGAAGGGAGGCAUUUGUGUUGCCAACCACACCUCUCCAAUAGAUGUCUUAAUCUUGACAACAGAUGGAUGUUAUGCGAUGGUUGGCCAGGUUCACGGUCCUGCAGGAACCUGCAUCAACAACACUUCAGUCAUGAUGUUUAAAAAGGGAAGCUUUGAGAUCGGAGGAACCAUACAUCCGGUUGCAAUUAAGUAUAACCCUCAGUUUGGUGAUGCCUUUUGGAACAGCAGUAAAUACAACAUGGUGAGCUACCUGCUUCGAAUGAUGACCAGCUGGGCCAUCGUCUGUGACGUGUGGUACAUGCCCCCCAUGACCAGAGAGAAAGGAGAAGAUGCAGUCCAGUUUGCUAAUAGGGUUAAGUCUGCUAUUGCUAUACAAGGAGGAUUGACUGAACUUCCCUGGGACGGAGGGCUGAAGAGGGCAAAGGUGAAGGACGCCUUUAAGGAGGAGCAGCAGAAGAAUUACAGCAAGAUGAUCGUGGGCAACGGAUCUCCGAGCUCUAAGUCGGACUGAUGCCACCCUGCAGAUAAACUUGGCUUUGCAGAGCCAGCCCUUAGGAAUGGAAUGGUUUUUAUUUUUUAUUUUUUUUUGGAGGGGCAGUGUUUUGUUUUAUUGUUUUGUUUUUAUCGUUAAUCUUUUCUACAGAAUGAUCGUCUCUACCUCUUUAUGCCAGAGGCAGAACCGACAGGUGCCCUUUGUUGUUUUGUGGUGGUUGUUCUAUGAGCCCCAUGAAUUGCAAGGUUGUUUACUGAGUUAAAACAGGAACUGCCUUAUGUGAAAUGAUUGUGCUGGUGUUGAUCGAAUGAAAUGUUUGCACAGGAAAAAAUGCCUCUAACGUGUGUUUGGAACUUGUCUAUAUGGUAAUUUAAAAAAAAAAAAAACCCAAACUCUCUUUUCUUAGUUAGCUUUCCCGCUCCCUUCAGUCAGUUCGAGGGUGGGUUGCACAUCAGCGUGGGCGACCGCUGUGGUCAUGUUCUGCCGCCCGGCUGGAAGGAAAAUCGGAGGAUUGUGUUCAGGAGACAGGACGACUCUGUGGCUACUUGAUCUGGAAGUGUAAAGGAAAUGUAAAUUAUUUUUUACUACGACACUGAGAGAGAAAUACUAUUUGGUAAGCUUCAGCAAAGAAGAGUGAGUCAAAGUUAGUGCGUGUGUGCGCGUUUAUACGCAGGCAACAUGCGAGCACGUUUUAGCCAGCAACUGGCAAUGAAGAGCUUGGCUGGUUUUCCUUGUUCGUGUGCUGGAGAUCUGUACCUAGUUCCCCUCCCGUCCACUGAGUUGUUUGUUUUUGUAACUAAACACAUUUUCAAAUAGAAGGAGCCUUUACAAGAAAAAGUCGCAUGGGGCGUCUUCGGUAGGAACGAGCGAGUAGUGUGUGAAGUCGCCCCUCCCCCUCCGCCCCUUUGUGGUUUAUUCCCGAACUUUCCCAGUCUCAUACACAGAAAAUAACUGGUAUAAUUACCUUUUGGAAACUGAGCCUUACAUUUUUUAAAGGGGGAAAUAAGUUUUCCCCAACUCACACAGCAUAAGCAAUGUUUGAUAGCAAUAUGAUGCUGUUUAAACUCCUGAGAGUGUUACAUCUCUUGCGUAACCAUGUACAGAAUGCAAAACUGUCUUAUCAUGAAUACAAAUAAAUUCUAUAUUUCUAAA